CUUUGCAGGGGGAGUCGCCCGGGCGCAAGCGCUGUUGGGGAAACACGGAGUCCGGGGCACUCGAGCGGCUUGAGCCAGCCAAGGCUGCAGGUAGCUGGUUAAAUGCAAUCCUAUCAGUAACGAAGGAGAGGUAACCAUGAGAAUAGCAGGAGCUGCAAAAUUGGUGGUAGCAGUAGCGGCGUUUCUGCUGACAAUUUAUGUCAUAUCUCAAGUAUUUGAAAUAAAAAUGGAUGCCAACCUCGGCAAUCUGUUUGCGAGAUCACCACUGGACCCACCUGUGCGCUCUACAAAACCACCAAGAUAUAAAUGUGGAACUACAAAAGCUUGUCCAGAAAAACAUUUUGCUUUCAAAAUGGCAAGUGGAGCAGCCAACGUCGUCGGACCUAAAAUUUGUGUAGAAGAUAAUGUAUUAAUGAGUGGAGUUAAAAACAAUGUUGGGAGAGGCAUCAACAUAGCUUUGGUAAAUGGCAAAACAGGUGAAGGAAUGGACACAAAGUUCUUUGACAUGUGGGGCGGAGAUGUAGCUCCACUUAUUGAAUUCAUAAAGACUAUUCCAGAUGGAACUAUUGUCUUAAUGGCAACCUAUGAUGACGGCGCCACUAAGCUAAAUGAAGAGGCACGGAAGCUCAUUGCUGAAUUGGGAAGCACAUCCAUCACGAGCCUUGGCUUCAGAGACAAUUGGGUCUUCUGCGGUGGGAAAGGAAUCAAGACUAAAAGUCCAUUUGAACAGCAUAUUAAAAACAACAAAGAUACAAACAAAUAUGAAGGGUGGCCAGAGGUCGUGGAGAUGGAAGGGUGCAUCCCACAGAAGCAAGACUGAAGGAGUCAUAAAAAUGACACAUACAAAACAGAAUGUUGGGAGGAAAAUGCACUUUCUUCUGCUGUUGGGUUUUGGAGAGAGUACUGUUCAUGGGCAGGAUCCUUUCAGGAUGGUACUUUGCACAAGCGCUGUAGAAAUGAACAGGAGUUGCAGAAGAACACGAUGGACUCCCAUUCAUCUAAAGGGGACUUGUGCAGGAAAAGGUCCCAGUGGAUUGUGCCCUGUGUAAAUAUUUUCCAAGCAUGUUUCCACCUUAGAGUGUGCAUGAGCAUUGAGGUUUUGAAUAUCUGGCUUAUUUAUUGUUAAAACAGAGAACUUUGGGUUUUUGUAAAUAGGCCCUAAAUAAAUGAAGCAAUUGUUUCUAAUGCAUUUCCCCCUAAAAGCACAAUGUUGAGGUUACUUUAUAGUAUGUGUCUUUUAGAACUUCUGGUGUAGGCAGUCAAUGUACCUAAUAAAUACCUGAACUGAUCCUGAACUAUGCUGUACUUUGCUCAAACAAAGACAUUGCUAUGAGUUCAUAUCUUCAGUGGGAUAUGUUAAAAAAUUUUUUUAACAGAAAGUGUGUCUUUUAUUCUCUCACUCUUGGAGAGCAGCAUUCCCCUGUAGAAUUGGUUCAAACAGUCUUCUGCCGUUUGCCUCCAGACCUACAAAUAAGUAAAAGUUGGGUGUUGGACACAGAAAUGUAGGUCUGCUAAAAGAAGCACAAUUAAAUCAUUUAUAUGAAAAACUUUGUACCUGUGGCUGCUGCUGGACCAUCUCUUGUUUGGUUAGCAAUGCAAACGUCUAGUAGAGCAGCACAAUAUGGUUAUUUCUUGUGUAUGUCAGCUACAUCUAUUCAAAGCUCUGUGAUCUGCCAACCACUGAAGUUGAUUUAGAUAUUAUUGGAGUUAGGGAGGAAUCAGUUUUGGUGGUGGCUGCAUUAUCCAGGAAGGAAAUAAUAGCAUGUUAACAAAUAAGCCAAUUAACUCAGCAUGCAUCAUUCAGUUUGAACAGCUUCACUGCUACCUGUUGUACUGAUAUAAAGUGAAGAAUAGAGUUUAAUAUUGGAUGGCAGUCACAUGGUGUAUAACAGUCACUCUUCCAUAAUAGGUAACAUGUUGCUAAAACAAUCUGUUUUAAUAAUAGGCUUUUAGGGGCCAUUUUUACAGGUAUUUGUACACUAUAUUUGAGGUCUACAGUGCCCAAAUUCACCUGUACUAGGUAGUCAUUUCAAACAUGUCCUCCAUAUGGCAUUUGUGGGCAUGUGCUCCUUUAGCCCCACUAGAGUGCGCACCUAGGGGAGAUUCCAUGAGCAAAUGAGGCCCUUCCACACUAUCAGUACCAACAGAAUGCUGGCCCUGGCCUGGACGGCCCAGGCAAGCCCGAUCUCAUCUGAUCUCAGAAGCUAAGCAGGGCCGACUCUGGCAA
Messenger RNA from Gekko japonicus, 2227 nucleotides. It is a transcript of the gene FAM3C, whose product is annotated as family with sequence similarity 3 member C. The record is from RefSeq and is a predicted model, not a curated record. NCBI's taxonomy places the organism in Eukaryota, Metazoa, Chordata, Lepidosauria, Squamata, Gekkonidae. The transcript is spliced from 10 exons. The coding region runs from base 137 to 820 and encodes 227 amino acids.